Strongyloides ratti is the source of this 681-nucleotide messenger RNA. Its product is annotated as Protein FAM210A. Gene Ontology annotation, cellular component: mitochondrion. Bases 1 to 681 code for a protein of 226 amino acids. NCBI's taxonomy places the organism in Eukaryota, Metazoa, Nematoda, Chromadorea, Rhabditida, Strongyloididae. The record is from RefSeq and is a predicted model, not a curated record. The transcript is spliced from 2 exons.
AUGUUAAUUUCACAAUAUGCUAUACAAUUACCAAAAGUAUGUAAAACAAUAUUACAAUAUAGAAACUUAUCUAUAAUAAAAAGUUAUAAAUUACAUUUAAAUGAUUCUCGUAGAUAUUUUUCGACGUCCCCUCAAAAUCUUAGAUUUGCAUUUUCUAUGGAUGAAGAAACUAAAAAUAAAAAAUUAAAAGGAAUUAUCAAAGAAAAAAUUGAAGUUCCACCAACAACUGCUACAGGAAAAUUAAAAUAUUUUGCAAAAAGAUAUGGAUAUAUUGUAAUUCCUGUUUAUAUUUUUGUUUAUCUAUCAUUUCUUUUUGGUUUAUAUUGUCUUGUAAAAAGUGGUGUUGAUAUUAUUAAUUUAGUGGAAAAAUUACAUUUACCAUCAACAAUAGUAAAUAAGGUUAAAAAUACACCUCCAGAAGCAAGUGCCUUACUAACUGCAUUUUUGUUAAACAAACUUUGUGGACCCAUAAGAUUAAUUUUAGUUUUAGGAGGAACACAAGUUUCAAUUAAAAUGUUACAACGUUUAAAUUUACUUAAGACAGCUAAAGAAGUUGAAUUUAAAUUUAGAAGUGAUUAUUCAUUGAAGAAGCAAAUUUACAAGCUUCGUUAUGGUGCAGUUAAGAAAAAUUUAAAUAAAAAACUAGAAAAAUUUAAAGAUUAUAAAAAUUUUAAAAAAUGA